GCGUUCGAACGGCCGUUGGGGCCGUUAGGACCGUUGGGCCGGGCCGGCCGCUUCACUCCCCUCUGCGUCCGUGGCCCCCGGCCCGCCCAGGCCGCAGGAGGAGGAGCCCCGCGGGGCAGCGGGCGCGGGAAACGCGCGCUGGAGCAGGAAGGAGUAAAAACAGAGAAUGACCACAUCAAUCUGAAAGUAGCUGGUCAGGAUGGAUCAGUGGUCCAGUUCAAAAUAAAAAGGCACACACCGCUAAGCAAACUAAUGAAGGCUUACUGUGAGAGACAGGGCUUGUCAAUGAGACAGAUUAGAUUCAGAUUUGAUGGACAACCGAUAAAUGAAACGGACACACCUGCACAGCUGGAGAUGGAAGAUGAAGAUACCAUCGAUGUAUUUCAACAACAGACAGGUGGAGUGUGUUAAAUAUGCUGUCCUUGUGGGAAGAGAAGUUAAAAGACCUUCAUCGCACCUCACUUUUGUCAUCUGUCUUUGGAUUUGCUAUUAAAUAGUAAAUAAAUGAACAUGCCAAUCACACAGGAUUCUUCUAAAAUUUUAGAGGACAUUUUCCAAAAUUGUUUUCUUGUCUCUGACAUACGGCGUGUGCAACUCAAAACUGUAUCUGCAGGGAUUAAUCUACAUCUUAAAUUGGGCCAAUCUGAUUUAACUUUUCAGUUUAAUUAAAGUAAGGGUUGUUUGUCUGCUGUUUUCUUGUUUCUACAAACCUGUGGCCUAAGGUUUCCAGGACACGGAUUGUUCAUUCCUGGUUUGUGUUAUAUUCUUGCCCUACUGCUUAAGUCUAAUCAUGUAAAUAAUUCAGUAUAUUCUCACUUCGGUAGUGAGCUUGAUAGUUUCCUCGUAAGAUAUGGCUAAGAGGAGGAAAGGAAAAGUUGAUUAAAAGCAUCUAGUGUGUGUUGUAAACACAAAUACUUUAAAGCUAUUAAGCCUAUGAUACAAGGCCUGUACAUGCAGAUAUAAUGCUUCGCAUAGAGUGAAAAUUUAAAAUAUUGUCAAUGUACAUGUGCUUUGUCAUAAUGUGAUAACAUAGACUGAAAUGUAAACUUUGAAAAUUAAAACUGAAAAUUGGCUAGAAUUAAUGUCAGCAACUGAGCUGUUACCAGACCUAGUGCUGAUGGCUGAGCAGUAGUAUAUUCUGUUCCAUAAGGAAAAUACAUCUCGACAGUUAAAUAUCAAUUUACUAUGGGAUGGACAAAAAGUUAAGCAGCUUGUUCCCUCGUCCUGUUUAAUACAAGCAUAACAACUGUAUCUUUAUUUUAUCUUGGUAUUUGUAACUAUAUGGCCUCAGGAUUCUUUUAUUGCUUGUUUCUGGUAGUUAAAAUUGGUCUUAUUAAAAAAUCUAAUGUUUUUCCUUGUUAUGUAUAAGUUUGUGGCCAAGCUGUAUGUGCAGAAGUGCUAUUGAAAGCUUGGUAAACAUGAAAACCAUGGACAAGUAAUUUAAGGUUCUUCUGAGAAAAUUCUGCUCUGCUGCUUUCCAAAAUGUAUUGAAUUUUAAAUGCAUUUGUGUGGUGACUUUCAGUUCUAUAUGAAGUUUUGGGAUCUAUUCCAAAUGAACAUUUUUAAAAGGUCAUCCUAUUGCCCUAAAAUAGGUUGUCCAUUGCUGCUUGAGGAGGUCAUUAUCUGCCUUUUAUAUUUACAUGACCAAUUUGACAAUGCUAGAUCAUCUCCUGCUUGCUUGAAAUCUUGCUGAAAAAGUUCUUAUUUUCUUUUUCAUUUUAUUGUAUAUGGACUAGGGUGGGAUAUCUUGUUAGAUCUCAUUGUUUUUUCACCAAUUUGUACAUUAUUUGUUGUCCUUUACUACUGUAUACAGUAAAUAUAGUUUGGUACUCUGUCUCUUGGCUUCUGUUUUUAUGCUGCUGCAUUUCAGAUGACUUUACCGCACGUUAGGUCACUGAAGUGCCACUGCUUUAUUUGUUGGCAUGUCUUGUAUAAAAUUCUCAGCUGGGACACUUCUGACUUAUUUACACUUAAAUAGGAACAGUGAAUGCACGCUUCACAGUAUUUCUGUGCUCACAAACACCUAGGAUUACUGCAACAUAGUGCUCCCUUGCUUGGUAAUUCAACCUCUGUUACUGUUAACUGGUGAGAAAUAUAAAAUAAAUUGCGUGUAUUAAAGACGAUUACUUGGAUAAAAAAAGCUGCAUAAUCUGAAGGUGUGUGUUCUAGUUGUUUGAAAGGUCAGCCCAGUG
This is a messenger RNA of Alligator sinensis (Chinese alligator), 2192 nucleotides long. RefSeq names its product small ubiquitin-related modifier 3. The annotation marks the transcript as partial. The record is from RefSeq and is a predicted model, not a curated record. Gene Ontology annotation, molecular function: ubiquitin-like protein ligase binding; protein tag activity. Gene Ontology annotation, biological process: protein sumoylation. The transcript has 4 exons. Gene Ontology annotation, cellular component: nucleus. NCBI's taxonomy places the organism in Eukaryota, Metazoa, Chordata, Crocodylia, Alligatoridae.